AUGCCUACCAAGAAGCACCCCAACGAUUCAACCCAUUUACCGACAAAGAUUAAGAACUUUUUCCGCAUCAACAGCUCAAGCAGCACAUCUUCUCAUCAGUCCAGCAACCACGUCAACAGCUCUGACCGGGAUACCGGUUCCUCGACCCCUGUCAAACAUGAGCCUAAAUCCACCUUUCGGCAGUCGCGAUUUCUCCCAAUGAUCGGUCGCAACCGCUCUGCUACGGUUGCCAGUGAGGGAAAUCCAUUAGACGAAGCAAUCUCCCCGACCGCGACAGCAAAUCCGUAUUUCGUCCACCAGGGCCAGCCCGCCCUGCAGCAUCGCAACGACGGCUCGAUACCCUCUUCGCCUCCAGACACCCCAGAGUUACAAGUUGAUGGUGUUUCAGCGGCGGAACAAGCUACCACAGCCAACAAAGAGGAACUCGCUCGGAAACUACGCCGUGUCGCUUCGGCUCCGAACGCCCAGGGCUUGUUUACUGCUACCGAUUCAGAUGGCCGACCCCAGACUGCAGAGCUGGGUAAGGAACCUCUGGUGCACUCGGGAGCUGCAGGCUCCCCUGUCGGUCUGGUUGAGGUGAGCUCAAACACAGACCAGGAUGGAAAUCUUACCGUUCCGCAACCUGGCUCCGGCAAGCUUCCUGCUGUCACUCAAGUUCGCACUUCUAGCGGUGGUUUCCGUCGAACAUACAGCUCCAACUCGAUCAAAGUACGAAAUGUGGAAGUCGGACCCGCUAGCUUUGACAAGAUCAAGCUCAUCGGCAAAGGCGAUGUCGGCAAAGUUUAUCUUGUUAGGGAAAAGAAGUCGACACGCUUAUAUGCCAUGAAGGUUCUCAGUAAGAAGGAGAUGAUUAAGCGGAACAAGAUCAAACGUGCAUUGGCAGAACAAGAAAUUCUCGCCACCAGUAAUCAUCCCUUCAUUGUUACCUUAUAUCACUCCUUCCAGUCAGAGGACUAUCUUUACCUUUGUAUGGAAUACUGCAGCGGCGGGGAGUUCUUCCGAGCUCUCCAAACCCGGCCCGGAAAAUGUAUUUCUGAAGACGCUGCUCGAUUUUAUGCAGCCGAGGUCACUGCCGCCCUUGAGUAUCUCCAUCUGAUGGGUUUCAUCUAUCGUGAUUUGAAGCCAGAAAAUAUUCUGCUACAUCAAUCGGGGCAUAUUAUGCUUUCGGAUUUCGAUCUCUCGAAACAGUCAGGACCAGGGGGUGCACCUACGAUGAUUCCCGCACGAAGCGGCAAUUCCAACACGUCUCUCCCUACAAUUGACACCAAGUCUUGUAUUGCCGACUUCAGAACCAACUCCUUUGUUGGCACCGAAGAGUACAUUGCGCCGGAGGUGAUCAAAGGGUGCGGUCAUACCAGUGCUGUAGAUUGGUGGACUCUGGGCAUCCUGAUCUACGAGAUGCUCUACGGAACGACACCCUUCAAGGGCAAAAACAGGAAUGCAACCUUUGGUAAUAUUCUCCGCGACGAAGUACCGUUUCCAGAACAAGGAGGUGCACAACAAAUAUCCAAGUAUGUUAUCACCGAAUUCUGCCGCGGAAAUGAGACAGUCAACUUCCGCAAUGUCAAAGAAAGCGCAAGCGUUGACAUUGGCGAAAAGAAUCCUUCCAAGAUGAAGGGAGUCCCCUUGAAUUCCGGCCUCGCCACGCCCAACGGCGAAAUAGCAGACCCCUUUGAAGAGUUCAACAGCGUCACUCUUCACCACGACGGCGAUUUUUAA
Molecule: messenger RNA, 1719 nt
Organism: Aspergillus nidulans FGSC A4
Lineage: Eukaryota; Fungi; Ascomycota; Eurotiomycetes; Eurotiales; Aspergillaceae
Product: protein nrc2
Exons: 5
Coding region: 1-1719 (572 amino acids)
Molecular function (GO): ATP binding; protein kinase activity; transferase activity
Source: RefSeq, a predicted model, not a curated record